GUUUUGGGGGGGCCGGACUGCCCUCUGACACGACCCUGUCACAUGAGAGGGGGAAUCGACACCUACUGUAGGCCUGCCAAACAGCUCAGGUUAAGGUUAUGAAUCAGUCAAGAGAGAGGGAGGUCAACUGAGCAACAAUGAAUAUGUGCAAUCGAGAGAGAGGUCGCUGUGCAGAGAUGGCUAUGGUAUGCCUGACAGAUUUUGAGGAGUAUGCCAAGGAACAUCUGUCAAAAGCCACCUGGGAUUAUUAUGCAGCCGGAGCAGAUGAAUGCUGCACCAGGGAUGACAAUCUACUGGCUUACAAAAGAAUCCGUCUGAGACCUCGUAUCCUGCGGGAUGUGUCAGUAAGCGACACUCGGACCACAGUGCAGGGAACAGAAAUCAGCUUUCCAGUUGGCAUCGCGCCUACUGCCUUUCAUUGCCUGGCCUGGCAUGAAGGAGAGAUGGCCACAGCUCGGGCCACAGAGGCACUAAACACCUGCUACAUCACCAGCACCUACUCCACCUGCUCAGUGGAGGAGAUUGUGGCAGCGGCUCCCAACGGCUACCGCUGGUUCCAACUGUACGUGUACCGGGACAGGAAGCUGUCGGAACAUAUUGUGCACCGCGUAGAGGCCCUCGGCUACAAGGCCCUUGUCCUCACUGUCGACGUCCCCUACACUGGAAAGCGUCGCAACGACAUCCGCAACCAGUUCAAGCUGCCACCACACCUCAAGGUCAAGAACUUUGAUGGUGUCUUCCAGGUAACACCGGAGGCUGCGGGCCCAGAGGAAUAUGGGAUCCCAGCCAACACCUUGGACCCGUCCAUCAGCUGGAAGGACGUGUACUGGCUGCAGUCCAUCACCCGUCUGCCUAUUAUUAUCAAGGGCAUCCUAACCAAGGAGGACGCUGAGCUGGCCGUGGAGCAUGGUGUCCAGGGAAUCAUUGUAUCAAACCAUGGGGGGAGACAGCUGGACGGAGGCCCAGCUUCGAUUGACGCACUGUCAGAGAUCGUGGACACGGUGCAGGGUAGGAUCGAGGUCUACCUGGACGGUGGAAUCAGGACAGGAAGUGAUGUACUGAAAGCGCUUGCCUUGGGAGCCAAGUGUGUGUUCAUUGGCCGACCAGCAGUGUGGGGCCUUGCAUACAAGGGUGAAGAGGGAGUGAGGGAAGUGCUUCAAAUCCUAAAUGAUGAGUUCCGUCUGUCCAUGGCUCUAUCGGGUUGCCGGAACGUAGCUGAAAUCAACAGGAACCUCAUCCAAUUCUCUAAACUCUAACCUACCAGCAGAUGGCAGCACUGAGGACGAUUACGGCAUCCACUGAACAGGAUUCACCACUGAACCAAAACCACUGUGUUGACAAAGAGCUCGAGACUCCAUCAUGGGGAGAAAAAAAGACUGAAAGAUGUUCGAUGAUGUCAGAACAGAAUUCAUACCUUUAUCAUGUCAGGAGAACACGAUACAUGCACUCAGACUAAAAAGCUUCCACAAUUUGGAAACAGCAUCCAAAAUUUAUUCAUGCAAGAGUGUAGGAGUGGGUCUUGGGGAAAGAUAAGGCAUCAGAUUUAGCAAGUCGUGAUGAUUUUUGCUUUUGGACUGGAAGGGAUGGAGACACUACAUUGAACUAACAAACUUCUCUUGGUUUUACUGUAAUGAAUAAUGACAUACUGACGUACUCUACAGUUUGAGAUGCUACCAGUGCUUGUGGUUAAUAAAUGCCUGUUGAGGUGAUGAAGAA
This is a messenger RNA of Scomber japonicus (chub mackerel), 1716 nucleotides long. It is a transcript of the gene hao2, whose product is annotated as hydroxyacid oxidase 2 (long chain). Gene Ontology annotation, molecular function: oxidoreductase activity; FMN binding. The coding region runs from base 138 to 1256 and encodes 372 amino acids. The transcript is spliced from 9 exons. Lineage: Eukaryota; Metazoa; Chordata; Actinopteri; Scombriformes; Scombridae. The record is from RefSeq and is a predicted model, not a curated record.